Messenger RNA from Alosa sapidissima (American shad), 1026 nucleotides. RefSeq names its product zinc finger, matrin-type 2 (gene zmat2). The transcript has 6 exons. NCBI's taxonomy places the organism in Eukaryota, Metazoa, Chordata, Actinopteri, Clupeiformes, Clupeidae. Bases 97 to 690 code for a protein of 197 amino acids. Gene Ontology annotation, biological process: mRNA splicing, via spliceosome. The record is from RefSeq and is a predicted model, not a curated record. Gene Ontology annotation, molecular function: zinc ion binding; nucleic acid binding. Gene Ontology annotation, cellular component: U4/U6 x U5 tri-snRNP complex; spliceosomal complex.
UAGGUGGCGGUAAAGCACUAACAGCUAAGUCUACCACAGUAGGCCUACACCAAAGAAGGAGAGACGUGCCCGGAAGACGGGCCAUAACUUGGAAAAAUGGCGUCCGGCAGUGGGAACAAGGCUGACUUUCGGCGCAAAUGGGACAAAGACGAAUACGAAGAGCUCGCGCAGAAACGCCUAACAGAGGAGAGAGAGAAAAAAGAUGGCAAGCCUGCGCCCCCAGUCAAGCGCGAGCUGCUUCGGCACAGAGACUACAAGGUGGACCUGGAGUCGAAGUUGGGAAAGACCAUUGUCAUCACCAAAACUACUCCCCAGUCGGAGAUGGGCGGGUAUUACUGCAAUGUAUGUGAUUGUGUCGUGAAAGAUUCCAUUAACUUCUUGGACCACAUCAAUGGGAAAAAACAUCAGAGAAACUUGGGAAUGUCUAUGAGGGUGGAACGUUCGUCGUUGGACCAGGUUAAGAAGCGCUUUGAAGUCAACAAAAAAAAAAUGGAAGAGAAGCAAAAGGAAUAUGACUUUGAAGAGCGGAUGAAGGAGCUUCGAGAAGAGGAGGAGAAGGCUAAAGCUUACAAGAAGGAGAAGCAGAAGGAGAAGAAGCGGAAGGCAGAGGAGGAUCUCUUUGAAGAGGAUGAUGAGAUGGCUGCAGUGAUGGGAUUCUCAGGAUUUGGCUCUUCUAAGAAGACCCAUUAGAAAUAUAUAUUUUUUUUUUUUUUUUUUUUUACUAAGUGAGUUAGUAAGACCUGUCCUUCUCAACUGCAGUAUUCAGUUGAGGUUCAGCUUGGCAUUUCCCUUUUUAUCAUGGAUCCAACUGUAAAAACUUAUUUUAUUUACUCAUUCUCUACAUCUAAGUACAAAUGAAAGCCUUGGUAUGCACCAGCUGUUUGGAUAAGGCACAGGUAGAGUUGAUGUUUGUGUAACCACCACCAAAACCAAGAGCCGUGUGGUGGUGGUGGUAUGUUUUCGUUGUUAUGAUCUCUUAUUUGUAAUUUAAUGGUGAUUUUAUAUUAAAAAUAACCAAAAAACUGA